Messenger RNA from Coffea eugenioides, 2803 nucleotides. Its product is annotated as inactive leucine-rich repeat receptor-like protein kinase CORYNE. The record is from RefSeq and is a predicted model, not a curated record. Gene Ontology annotation, biological process: protein phosphorylation. The coding region runs from base 1061 to 2254 and encodes 397 amino acids. Gene Ontology annotation, molecular function: ATP binding; protein kinase activity. Lineage: Eukaryota; Viridiplantae; Streptophyta; Magnoliopsida; Gentianales; Rubiaceae. The transcript is spliced from 2 exons.
AGCUGCAAGAGUGAAAGAUACAAACUUUGCUGCUCCUAACUGAAUCACUCUCUCUCUCUCUCUACCGCCGCUGAGCUGAGUGCUGCCUGGGCUGGGGAAUACUACUGUUGUAAUAGCAGUUUUUUCCUUCACUGCUAAGCCUAGUUCCCGAUUAGUAACAGCAGCAGUAAAAAGGGGCCUCCCUGGAUGCUUGUUUCUUGUUUCUGUCCUCUGAUUAUUUGGGAUCCUUUUUAAACUCUCGGGGACCAACUACCAGUAUGUGCCUCUGUUUCUCAUCAGUUUCUGGGUUUUUAGUUAACUAUGGCUGUGUGGUCUACUUUAGUAUUUUCUUUCAUUUCUGCUUCCGGUUGUAGGAAGGAAACGUGCUUUUCUUUUUUCAGCAAAAUCUGGGACUGGCAUUUCCCACCCAUUUUCUCUCCUAAAUUUGUAGCGGCCAUAAAAUAAUUUCAAAAACUAUUUUCUUUUUCAUUUCUCUUCUUUUCACUUUUUGUUUCUCUAGGUGGGACUUCGCGGAAUAAAACAAAGGGCGAGAUUUUCCCAUCGAAUGUAUGAUGAAAUGAUUCUGUAUUUCCUUCAUUCACAAGAUUUUCUACUCAACCUUUGUUAAGCUUGCAACUUGGAUUCUUUUUUUUGAGUUCUCUGCCAUAAAGUUCCGGCCUUUGGAGCAAUCUUGCUACUCAUUGGCCCUCUCUCUUCUUUCUUUUAUUCUUGCCCCCCAAAAAAAAAAAAAAAAAAAAAUAAGCCUGCUUCUUUGCGAGCCCUUGAUUCUGAAACUGUGCUCCUGCUACAGAACCAAAACUCUUCGCAUUAGCUGCUGGCCUCCUUUUUUAGCUUCUUUAGUUCUUUGCAAAAUGCUUCAAUUCUGCGUCGUAUUUUAGAGUUUACCAUUACAAACCUCUGGAUUUUUGAGCUGGUUAAAAAGUACUAGUUUGAACUGCUUUUUUACUUCAGGAGAGGAGGAGAGAUCAUAGCCUUCUCCAUUAGCACAGACAUGUGGGUUUGCUUGAUUCCUCACCUUCUCAACCAGUAAUCCGGGUGUCAUCAAGACUUCCUUCUUUCUAUGGAGCAGGCGAGGUGUACUUAUCCUCAAAAAAGCAGUUUUGCCAUACAAAUACUAUUCUUGCUCAUUUGCAGCUUACUCUUUAGCUGUGGCCGAUGCCAAGAAAAGACGAUUAAGGACAGCUCAUCUGAACCUCCAUGGCCGUCUAGAUCACCAGCCUUCAAGAUCAGGCUCCAGAGAAUCAUCUUGAGUGUUUUUCUUGGAAUCAUAACAGGAUUGAUAUUUUCCCUUCUCUUUGCUCUGCUAAUAAGAUGGUUUGUCAGGUAUGUCAAUAGGACCCCAAUUCUCAAGGGCCCUGUUGUUUUCUCCCCCAAAAUUCCUCCCAAGACUCUUCAGUUAGCUCUUGCUAACGAAACCCAAUUGCUUGGUUCAAGCCCGAAUGGAAACUACUAUAAGGCUAUCCUUGACAAUGGCCUAACUAUAGCCGUCAAGAGGCUGGAGCCUUUUGAGCCUGGCUCCCCUGAGGCUCAUAGUAAGUCUGUAAAGAGAAGGAUACAGCAGGAACUUGAAGUGCUUGCUUGCUUAAGGCACAGGAACUUGAUGAGUUUAAGGGCUUACAUUCGCGAGUUUGAUAGGUUCUGUCUGGUCUAUGAUUAUGUGCCCUCUGGGAGCCUUGAAGAUGCAAUGAGUAAAGUGAGGCAGAACCAGAUGCAACUUAGCUGGGAAGCCCGGCUCAGAAUAGCAAUUGGCAUUGUCAAGGGACUCCAGUAUCUUCAUUUUUCUUGUAAUCCUACAAUCUUGCAUUGCAAUUUGAAGCCCACAAACGUGAUGUUGGAUGCAGAAUCUGAGCCUAGGCUGGCAGAUUGUGGUUUGGCAAAGAUCAUUCCCAGUUUCAACAGAAUGGCCUCAGGUUACAGUGCUCCGGAGUCUUUCCAGAACUGCAGGUAUACUGAUAAGAGUGACGUCUUCAGUUUUGGAGUCAUUUUGGCUGUUUUAUUGACUGGGAGAAACCCAGUGGAUCCUUUCUUUGGUGAAGGUUCAAAUGGAGGAAGUUUAGGACAGUGGCUUCGACGUCUGCAGCAAGCAGGAGAAGCUCGAGAAGCAUUGGAUAAAAGUAUUCUUGGGGAAGAGGUUGAGGAAGAUGAAAUGCUGAUGGCAGUUAGAAUUGCAGUUGUAUGCCUUUCUGACUUGCCUGCAGACCGGCCCUCGAGUGACGAGCUUGUCUCAAUGCUCACCCAACUUAAUAGUUUCUGAAGAAUGCAACAAAACUCGCACUUGAUGUUCUUAACUUUUAGGAAAAGUGUCUAUUUUGCACCCCAAGGCAAGGAGCUUUUGGUUGUUUCAACAGCUAACUAUGUGCAGCUGUCCAAUUUCCUGCUAGGGUUUAUGCCGUAGGAGCAACCAAGAUGUUCCACCGUCUUGCCUCUUCUGUGGAGAGGCUCUGGAGACUCCGAAUUCCUGUCAAAAUUGUGAGCCUUCAUGGUUGUUUGAACCUGUUAUGUUCUUUGGCUAUUUUUGAUUUCUUGGUAAAAAAAAAAGUGUAAUUAUCUAAUCCCCCCACACCCUCAUCCAAAAGAAGAAAAGUAGGGAAAGAUGCAAGAAAAUGAUUAGCGCUUUUUUUGAAGAGGCUGAUGAUAUUGCACGAGUUCUCUGCAAAAAGAAAAUGUGUCGUUUGAAAGCAGCAUAUGGGAGACAGCUGCAUGAACGUGCUUUGUGCUAAUCUAAUGAUGGAACUUGGUGGGAAAUUUGCAGCCGCUUCUGUUUUCUUUUAGUAAUGCUAAUAAUGCAGUGAUUCUCUUGUUU